Lathyrus sativus (Indian pea) is the source of this 1800-nucleotide messenger RNA. The record is from the annotation of a GenBank genome assembly. NCBI's taxonomy places the organism in Eukaryota, Viridiplantae, Streptophyta, Magnoliopsida, Fabales, Fabaceae.
AUGAAACAUAAAGAUGGAAAACUGAUUAACCAGCCGAACAAGAAUCGAUCUCUGACCGCCGCGAUUACUGUCAUUGUCUUGUGUGGUUUAUCUUUCUACCUAGGUGGAGUUUUUAAAUCUGCAGACACUGAGGGUGUUGGUGUUAUCAGUGCCAUUCAGAAAACACUUGAUUCUUCACAGCAAUCCUCGGGUUCUUUGCAAAUUAAGCCCUUCAAUUACCCUGAAUGCGGCGAGGACUAUCAAGACUACACUCCUUGCACAGAUCCAAAGAGAUGGAGAAAGUAUGGUACCUAUAGGCUUACUUUGUUGGAAAGACAUUGCCCGCCGAUUUUCGAAAGGAAAGAAUGCUUAGUUCCUCCUCCACCUGGUUACAAGCCUCCAAUCAGAUGGCCUAAGAGUAGAGAUGAAUGUUGGUACAGGAAUGUGCCAUAUGAUUGGAUUAACAAGCAAAAGUCUAAUCAGCAUUGGUUGAAAAAGGAAGGGGAGAAAUUUCUCUUUCCUGGUGGAGGUACUAUGUUCCCUAAUGGUGUUGGGGAAUAUGUUGAUUUAAUGCAAGAUCUGAUCCCUGGAAUUAAAGACGGUUCUGUUAGAACUGCAAUUGAUACUGGUUGUGGGGUUGCUAGCUGGGGUGGUGACUUGUUGGAUCGCGGCGUUCUAACAAUUUCUCUUGCGCCGAGAGAUAACCAUGAAGCUCAGGUUCAAUUUGCUCUGGAGCGCGGUAUCCCGGCAAUUCUUGGUGUCAUCUCUACUCAAAGACUUCCUUUCUCAUCAAACUCGUUCGAUAUGGCUCAUUGCUCUAGAUGCCUUAUCCCAUGGACAGAAUUUGGUGGAAUUUAUCUUUUUGAAAUUCACCGAAUCCUUCGUCCGGGAGGAUUUUGGGUUCUGUCCGGGCCACCAGUUAACUACGAGCGAAGGUGGCGCGGAUGGAAUACAACAGUGGAAGAGCAAAGAUCAGACUAUGAUAAGCUACAAGAUUUGCUCACAUCAAUGUGCUUCAAAUUAUACAACAAAAAGGACGACAUUGCUGUAUGGCAAAAGGCCCGGGAUAACAGUUGCUACGACAAGCUCCCUAAAGAGUCCUAUCCUCCAAAAUGUGACGACAGUUUCGAACCAGAUUCAGCAUGGUACACUCCGCUUCGCGCUUGCUUCGUUGUUCCACAAGAUAAGUACAAGAACUCAGGCCUCACGUACAUGUCGAAAUGGCCUAAGCGGUUGAAUGUUGUACCCGAAAGGCUUUCCGUUGUUCAAGGUUCUAGUUCUAGUUCUUUCAAUCAUGAUAACAGUAAAUGGAAAAAGCGAAUUUCGCAUUACAAGACACUGUUGCCUGAUCUUGGAACAGAAAGUAUCAGAAAUGUGAUGGACAUGAAUACAGCUUAUGGAGGUUUUGCUGCUUCUUUGAUUAAUGAUCCUUUGUGGGUUAUGAAUGUUGUUUCAUCUUAUGGUCCUAAUACGCUCCCCGUAGUUUUUGAUCGCGGUCUCAUCGGUACCUACCAUGACUGGUGUGAAGCUUUUUCAACAUAUCCUAGAACCUAUGACCUACUUCAUGCUGAUGGACUCUUCACUGCAGAAAGUCACAGAUGUGAAAUGAAGUAUAUGUUGUUGGAAAUGGACCGAAUUUUAAGACCUGGCGGGCGCGUGAUAAUCCGAGAGGCUACUUACUUUGCUGACGCGGUUGCAACUCUUGGAAAGGGUAUGAGAUGGUUAUGUCACAAAGAAAACACUGAGUAUGAUGUUGAGAAAGAGAAGAUAGUGAUAUGCCAGAAGAAGCUAUGGCAGCCAUCGAACUCAGGAUCAAGAUGA